Aspergillus homomorphus CBS 101889 is the source of this 1680-nucleotide messenger RNA. RefSeq names its product putative iron-regulated transporter. The record is from RefSeq and is a predicted model, not a curated record. The transcript is spliced from 6 exons. Gene Ontology annotation, biological process: iron ion transmembrane transport. The coding region runs from base 129 to 1637 and encodes 502 amino acids. Gene Ontology annotation, cellular component: membrane. Lineage: Eukaryota; Fungi; Ascomycota; Eurotiomycetes; Eurotiales; Aspergillaceae. Gene Ontology annotation, molecular function: iron ion transmembrane transporter activity.
AGUUAAUUGAUCGCGGCGCUUAUCUAUUUGACCUGCCAUGCUGUUAAAACGCAACGCAUCGGACUCCAGGUGAUGUCGCAAGUGAUGUCUGUGUUGCCCCGGCCAUCCUGCACUUGACUAUCCUCACCAUGGCUUCGCCCGUCUUUGAACCCGUCGAGACUUCGAUCUCUCCCAGCGCCCACGAACAAACGGAUUCACUUCUCCCCAGGCCAGUGAGCCCUGGAGCAACGUUAUCGCAGGGCCCAUCACGGAUUCUACCGCGGCUCUAUGUCUCUCAUUUCCUGUCAACAUGGAAUUCCCGUAUGUUUGAGUUCGGAGCCGUCUUGUUCCUGGCCUCGAUUUACCCCGGAACUUUACUAUAUGCUUCUGUCUAUGCGCUCGUGCGAUCCUUUUCGGCCGUUCUCCUGUCCUCAUGGCUGGGUUCUGCUGUGGAUCGGUCCAAUCGACUGACUGUGCUUCGACAUUCAAUCGUUUGGCAAAGACUCCCCGUAGCGGGUUCCUGUGCUUGCUUCGUGGCGUUACUUGCCCCAUUGAACACGACAUUAAAGACACUGCUCUUUUCAGCGACAGUGCUGCUAGCCUGCGUUGAGAAACUUGCUGCUACGGCCAAUACAGUAGCGGUGGAACGAGAUUGGGCUAUUGUUGUGGCAGAUUCAUUAGAGAUUCCUCGUCGAGACCUUAAUGCUUCGAUGAGAAGGAUAGACCUUUUCUGCAAGCUUUUGGCCCCUAUUUUCAUCUCGCUGAUCGAUGGCUUUUCCACCAAGGCUGCAGUGUGGACAACCCUGGGAGUCAAUGCUACUUGUGUUGCUGUUGAAUAUGUUGCUAUCGCACAGGUCUAUGCUUCAGUCCCUCAGCUGAGCCGCCACGAACCAGUUGCCGGAUCGGAAGGCCAUCAAAGCAACGCGAAUGAACCUCGAAGCGCAACUCAGCGAUUAGCACAGAGCCUCAAAAAUGCUGCUGCUCCAUGGAUGGAAUAUGUUAGAGACCGCCUCUUUUUGGCCAGCUUCGCUUUGAGCCUGCUGUAUUUGACGGUUUUGUCCUUCGGGGCAACAAUGGUCACUUACCUGCUACACACCGGUUUCACUCCACUGCAGGUGAGCGCGAUGAGAAUCGGCGCUGUAGCGGCGGAGCUGUCAGGGACGUGGGCGGCUCCGUUCAUCAUGAACCGGAUCGGGCCCAUCCGGUCCGGAUUGUGGUUCUUGAAUUGGCAAUUUGGAUGUCUGGUCACAGCAGUGGUAGCCUUCGCCUGGCUCGACAACGCCUCUCAGGUGGUCGCUGUCAGUCUGAUUGUGGGGGUGGCUCUGAGUCGGAUUGGAUUGUGGGGCUUUGAUCUGUCCGUGCAACUACUGGUGCAGGAGGGAGUCGACGAAUAUGUACGGGCUCGGUUCUCCGCGACUGAAAUGGCUCUCCAGAACGUGUUCGAGCUGGUGUCCUAUGCGACUACCAUCGCAUUCCCUCUACCGGAGCAGUUCAAAUAUCCCGUUUAUAUCAGUUACGGUGCUAUCGCGAUGGCUGCAGCUUGCUUUGCGGCGUAUGUGCGCAGGGAACGUGGCCAUUUGCUCCACACCUCCACCUGUCUAGGCGGAGACAAGAAGCGCCUGUCACCUGAACAUGUAGUCUAUCAGAGAUUGCCCUGAGAUGUAGAUCUGUCACACAAUGAAGAAUCAUGCAUAAACCCGC